Molecule: messenger RNA, 562 nt
Organism: Ochotona princeps (American pika)
Lineage: Eukaryota; Metazoa; Chordata; Mammalia; Lagomorpha; Ochotonidae
Gene: RPL35A
Product: ribosomal protein L35a
Exons: 5
Coding region: 94-426 (110 amino acids)
Biological process (GO): ribosomal large subunit biogenesis; cytoplasmic translation
Cellular component (GO): ribosome; cytosolic large ribosomal subunit
Molecular function (GO): structural constituent of ribosome
Source: RefSeq, a predicted model, not a curated record
CCACAAGGCCAAGCGACGGGGCCUCGUCUUCCUCUUUCCGCCAUCUUGGGUCCUGUGGAGGCCUGCUGGGAACAGGACUUCUAGAAGGCAACAAUGUCUGGAAGGCUGUGGUGCAAGGCCAUUUUUGCUGGCUACAAGCGAGGUCUCCGGAACCAAAGGGAACACACGGCCCUGCUGAAAAUCGAAGGUGUUUAUGCCCGGGAUGAAACUGAAUUCUACUUGGGCAAGAGGUGUGCCUACGUGUACAAAGCAAAGAAUAACACAGUGACUCCUGGCGGCAAACCUAACAAAACCAGAGUCAUCUGGGGAAAGGUAACUCGUGCUCACGGAAACAGUGGCAUGGUGCGUGCCAAGUUCCGAAGCAACCUGCCUGCGAAGGCCAUUGGACACAGAAUCCGAGUGAUGCUGUAUCCCUCAAGAAUUUAAAACUUGAAAAUAAAUAAAUAAAAAUGGAUUGAUUAUCUUGUAUUUUUGUUUGAAAAACUUAAUUGGCCUAUGUUGAGUUAUUGUGUGCUUAACUGUCAUUAAACAGCAUUGUCAGAAUAAAAGGAUGCAGAACGCC